Molecule: messenger RNA, 3537 nt
Organism: Monodelphis domestica (gray short-tailed opossum)
Lineage: Eukaryota; Metazoa; Chordata; Mammalia; Didelphimorphia; Didelphidae
Gene: IKBKE
Product: inhibitor of nuclear factor kappa B kinase subunit epsilon
Biological process (GO): peptidyl-serine phosphorylation
Cellular component (GO): cytoplasm
Molecular function (GO): ATP binding; protein serine/threonine kinase activity
Source: RefSeq, a predicted model, not a curated record
GAUAGCAAGUCUUUUGUCAAUAUUGCUGCAUAAAUAAUUUAGGUUUUAUUCUUUAGUCUAAAAGGACUGAGAAGUUAAAAUCCCUACUCUCAUGGAAUUUCCAAUCUUAGUUUAAUCUUUCUUUGCCUUUAUAACAACUCUAAGACAGAAGGACAAGCAAAGUCUAGGAAAACAGGGUUAAGUGACUUGCCCAGGAGCACACAGCUAGGAAGUGAGAUCAAAUUUGAGCCCAGGUCCUCCCCACUCCAAUCCUGGUGUUCUAUCCACUGGGCCACCUAACUGCCCCCUUUAGUUUAAAUCUAACAAGGUCAGGAGAAAACAGCACAGGAGCCCUGAUGCCUUGUCUGAAGUUCCCUUAAGUAUUCUCAGUGACUUAGAAGGCUGCAGUUGUUAUCUGUCCUUGUGGUUGGGGUCUUCUUCACUGGCGGUAGGCAGAGUUUAACCAUUCCAUCUUUCCUCCCUCAGAGCUCCCCCCCCAUCCCAGUCUUUCAAGAAUUCUUCACUUCCCACCCCCAAGGCUACCAGUGCUUCCUCAAAUAAUUUCUAUCCAGUCUUGUUGGAAGAGAUCUGAUCAGCUCCAUCAUGUUAGAUACUGGGACCUAAUACAUUGUUUAACAAUUUGGAAGCCUCUUUGGACCUCAACUGCAUCUCUAGAAAAUGGGAAGAAAACUCAAAGGCAGAGAGAAGCCCCUUCCAAUUCUAAGAUCGAUCGAUGGUUCCCAACCCUUUUCACAUAGCAGACCAUCAUGAAGUCUCUGAGAAAGGAGCUGGACUGCUUCAGACGUUGGAGAUGCAAAGUACGGCCCAAUUACCUUUGGCACACGGAUGAUCUCCUGGGCCAAGGGGCUACUGCCAGUGUGUAUAGAGCUCGAAACAAGAAAUCUGGAGAGCUUGUUGCUGUGAAAGUCUUCAACAAUGCCAGCUACCUACGCCCCCGAGAAGUACAAGUGAGAGAGUUUGAGGUCCUGAGGAAGCUGAAACAUGAAAACAUUGUCAAGCUGUUCGCUGUGGAAGAAACGGGCAGCAAUAAGCAGAAGGUUCUGGUGAUGGAAUACUGUUCCAGUGGCAGUCUGCUCAGUGUGCUAGAGAGCCCUGAGAAUGCCUUUGGGCUAUCAGAGGCUGAAUUCCUUGUGGUCCUGCGCUGUGUGGUGGCUGGCAUGAACCACCUCCGAGAGAAUGGCAUCGUACAUAGGGACAUUAAGCCAGGGAACAUCAUGAGGCUUUUGGGAGAGGAUGGGCAGAGCAUCUAUAAGCUGACAGAUUUUGGGGCAGCCCGGGAGCUAGAAGAUGAUGAAAAGUUUGUCUCUGUUUAUGGGACAGAAGAAUACUUGCACCCAGACGUCUAUGAACGGGCAGUGCUCCGGAAGCCUCAGCAGAAAGCAUUUGGAGUGACAGUGGAUCUGUGGAGCAUUGGGGUGACCCUGUAUCACGCAGCCACAGGCAGCCUUCCCUUUGUUCCCUUUGGUGGACCUCGACGCAACAAGGAGAUAAUGUUCAGGAUCACCACAGAGAAACCAACUGGGGCCAUUGCAGGCACCCAAAAACGAGAAAAUGGACCCCUAGAGUGGAGUUACAAGUUGCCUAUCACAUGCAGGCUGUCCCUGGGGCUGCAGGCCCAGCUGGUACCUAUCUUGGCCAGUAUCCUGGAGGUGGACCAAGAGAAGUGCUGGGGCUUCGACCAGUUCUUUGCUGAGACCAGCGACAUCCUUCAACGGAUUGUGGUCCAUGUGUUUUCUCUGCCUCAAGCUGUCCUGCACCAUGUCUACGUUCAUGCCCACAACACGAUAGGGAUAUUCUUGGAGGCUGUGUAUAAGCAGACCAGCGUGGAGCCCAGCCACCAAGAAUAUCUCUUUGAGGGUCACCCCUGCCUCCUGGAGCCCAGCCUCCCUGCCCAAUUCCUUGCCCAGACAACUGAGGACAGCCCUUUGACCCUGCUCAAUGAGGAUAGCGACAACCCCACCGGGCUGGCGUUCAGAAACCCAUCCCUGGACGUCCCCAAAUUUGUGCCCAAGGUGGACCUGCAAGCUGAUUACAACACAGCCAAGGGUGUGCUGAGCAUGGGGCACCAAGUGCUGAGGAUCUCCCGGGCACUGCAGGACGGUCAGGAAAUGAUGCUUCGGGGGCUACACUGGGUGGUGGAGGUGCUCAAGGCCACAUGUGGCCGGACCCUGGAGACCACCGGGACAGCCCUCUUGUUCCUGAGCCCCAGUCUGGGCACUGAUGGGUUUGCUUCCAUGACUGGGGAGUCAGAGGUGCCAGAGCUGAAGGAAGCAGGAGAGCUGAGAUCUAAGCUGCAAACUAUUAAUGAGGUCCUUUCCAGAUGUUCCCAAAAUAUUGUGGAGACCCAAACUAGUCUAAUCAGCUUGUCCUCUGAGCUGGUAAAGACCUGGGAUCAGGUACAUGAAGACAGAAGCACCCAGCAGAUUCAGUGCUGCCUGGACAAGAUGAACCUUAUCUACAAGCAAUUCAAGAAAGCCAGGAUGAGGCCAGGGUUGGGCUACAAUGAGGAGCAGAUCCACAAGCUGGAUAAAGUGAACUUUGGACAUUUAGCUAAAAGACUCCUGGUGCUUUUUCAAGAGGACUGUGUUCAGAAGUAUCAGGCGGCUCUCCUGACCCAUGGCAAGAGGAUGAGGACGGUACAUGAGACAAGAAAGCAUCUGCGCCUGGUCAGCAGCUCAGUCACGGCUUGUAAGGCAGAAGCCCAAGAAGCCCAGGGGCAGCUCAGUAAGGCUCUGGACCGAUUAUCUUGGCGGCUUUGGCAGGGCAGAAUGAAAGCAGCUCAGGAUUCUUCCCUUCCUUUGGCUGCUUAUUCCAGAUCCAUGCCGAAGGACCUGGUUCUCCACAUUCAAGAACUCCGAGAGGAGAUGAAGUUACUGGCCUUUGAUCUCCAGCACAAUAAUCAAAUCAUUGAAAGGCUGAGUGGAGUCCCAGCUGCGCCCAGGUCCUUGAGAACUGAGAGUGACGUGGUGGAAUCCUGAAGCUCCAGAGGCCCUGCUCGUCCGCCCUGCAGGGAAGGGCUCCCGGGACAAGUGUGGCCCCAUCCUUUAUCUCUUACCUCAUCCUAGCUGCCUUCAGGCCGCCCGGCGCCAGCAUUAACCACUCGCUCGGAGUGUCCAUUACACUAUGAAGGCAGAGCAGCGGGCUGCUCCUGGUGUGCCCUCAGGACCUCUGCUUGGGUCCUUGGGCAGCCCCACCCGGGGAAUGCUGGGAGAGAAGGGCCAGGCUCCCGCUCCCGAGACCCUCAGGGGCCCUGGUCCGCAGGAGAGGGGCUGACACAAGCUGUCCACCUCUGCUCUGGCCUGUGUCUCCCGGAGCCCGGCCGGCCUCCCGGCUGCUCUCAGGCCUCCUUCCAGGUCCACAGAGGAGGGAAACGGGGACCCUCCAGGGUAAGGGCCGGAGCCCACACGCUUCUCUCUGGGAGAGGCUGAGAAACCCAGCUGGAAAGGGCCCGCGUGCUCUGAGCAUGGAGGUAGGAGAGAGGAGGACCCGACGGACCUUGGCUCGGCAUGCAAUAAACGUGGCUUCACUUCUCCCUUU